UGCAGGACAUCUGCUGUCGACAAGGAGCCGCUCACACCGCAACACAAGCCUUGCAACUCCGCAAGCAACUCACAACAAGCUUGAUCAUCGAAGAGAAAUAUACAGUUUUUCUUUUACAUAUUUCAGGAAUAUAACUUCAUUUUCUUUAAUUUCCCAGAAGGUACAGCGGAGCUUUAAGUGGGACUUAUAAGGAGGGAUCUUGGCUCCUGCAGCCAUUUCUCCUGCAGGGCUGAGCUCUUUGGCUGGUUUGCCACUUCCUUAGCAGAGGGGCUGCUGGCAGGGACAACAUCUGAGCAGGUCAUGAAACCUCAAGAGGCAGAGCUUGUAGCUGAAAUCUCUAAGUUACAAUGCAUGGUCACAGAGCUGAAAACAGGCUUUACCAGCGCUCUGCUGGAGCUCAAUCAAAUCCAGCAUGGAGACAUACACCUGAGGGAGGAACUGGAGGAGAACAGAAGGACCUGUCAGAAAAAAGCUCUUCGGCUGGAGACUCUGGUUGAGUCAUUGAGGGAAGAACUCGGUGUGAUGAGGUGUCACAUCAUGCAGAUGUACAGCAACAGACACGGCAGGCCUCAGCAGGAUGGAAAGAACACAUCUAAACAGAGACAAAGCGAUCCAGCAGAGCCAGUUGGUGAACAGAGUCCGUGUGAUUGUUCGGCUGCGCUCCCUGCCUGUCUGUCCAGAGGAAAGCUGCUCCUUCACUGUUUCCUACAGGGUCUCAAAGCUGGGCUGAGCGAAGGCACAGAUGCUCGACAUCAGGUCGCGAUGCAGCUCCUCCACUCUGAGUGGGAGUAUGUGUCAACUUUAAACCAGCUGUAUGACAAGUACAAGACGCCGCCAGCCCACCAGAUGACACUAGAGCCAUACCAGACGUAUGUGAAGUUUGUGGAGCAGCUUCUGCAGCGACAUGUGCUCUUCAGAAACACCCUGCAGGAGCGCUUAUCUGCUGAACACUGGAAAUCAUUAGUUGGAGAUAUCUUGGUGCAGCUCAUUGGUCAAAAUGACGCAGCUUUCUCUGAUAUGUAUCUUGGAUACACAACUACCCUGGCAUCAUUCCUCUCACUGGAGUUCAACAGACUGAAUCAGUCAGAGAAAAGAAACAAAAUGCAGAGCGGGCAGAUGGAGAGGGAGGAAAUGAAACUGCUGUCCUUGCUGUUGGCGCCGGUUGCUCGCAUACACAGCUACCUGAGUCACAUUCAGAACCUGUUGCAGUGGACUGGGAAAGAACAUCCUGACUGCAGCCUCUUGUUGGGAACCGAGCGAGCUCUGAGGACCAUUUUGUCUCGCUGUCAUGUGACCCUGGAGGAAGAUGUUCGAUGGGAGGAAGAAGGACCAGGACAAAGCAGCUCUUGUGAGGCUGAAGCUGGUGCAUCCACAGCAAAUUGUUGCAUGAGGAGCCAGCAAGCAAGAGAUGAGUUAAACACUGCUGCGCCAAGAGAUGCUCAGCAGACUGUUCACCUCACAAACGGGGUGGACGGCUGCCACUCAAUGCGUCUAGAGUGCUGGUCCUGCAGCCCAGUGAGGAGGAAAGGCUGCAGAGGAGACCAGGUUGCCCAGAGCCAGCCAAUCCAUGACUGUGGACAUGCAUAUUGCUCCCUACUUAACCCCGAUUCUGCAGCCUGGGGAGAAACCAGUGACUCUGGUCAGGGUACCUUCAGCCAGCCCACAGGGCAAUGCACCAAUGAGCUGGAGGGACCUCAUACAAACCACAGCAUUGAGGACUGCGAGACGGACCCCGAUGACACCUCUGCCUUUGACUACUCCUCCGUCACCUCCUGCAGCCCUGAUGGCACCCUGUGCAGGGAGAUGGAGAGCAACAGUGGGGAAGAUGAAGAGGACAGUCAGGUGCCGGUGCUGCUAAAGCCCUCAUACAGCCAACAGCAGCAGUCCAAAGAGGCACCAAGGGAGAGGACUGUGUGUCUGAGGUGGCAAAUACCUAGAUUAACCCCUCAUCCUCCUCUUAGGAACUUCACAGCGCCGUAUGCGGACGGGCCUACACCAUGUCUCGUUAACUCCUUCAACAAGAGACUAGUCAGCGUCAGGAAAGGAUCGCCACCUCUGCAUCCGAAAAGUGCCUUCAGGCCCAUCUGGGACGAUCCAUCUAAGCAGCAGGCUGAUUCAGCUCCAGAAAAGGACAAUAGACAAGGUUUCAUACCAAUUCAAGCUCCAAUGAGGCAAAACUUUCAGAGUUUCAACUCCAGCAGGGAAAAUCUGAGGCCGGUUCUGGCUCAGCAGAGAGCAAACCACGUAGUAGCUGCGAGCAGUGGAGGACUGUGGGACAGUGAAGACAGUGAAGGACCUUGCAGCACUGUUUGACUUCUCCCUAAAGACAUGAUAGGAAUUAUAAAUAACUGAAGCACAUAAAAGUUUGGAGUUACAUCAAAACCUGAUCGCAAGUUGAAUUUCUGUCAUGGCCACAACAGCCAUGUACUGGUGGAAACCAGCAGAUGUUAUAAAAUUACGAUUAUACAUGCAGACUGGACAGCAUUAAACAAAGAUUAAUUGAACACAAAAUUAAAACACUAUGGAGGACGGAAAUAACACAAUUCAGAAAUAAUUAGAAAGAAAUGUAUUAUUAAAUUUACAAAAAGUAAUUAUAUAUUUUUUCAUUUCUACA
Molecule: messenger RNA, 2614 nt
Organism: Melanotaenia boesemani (Boeseman's rainbowfish)
Lineage: Eukaryota; Metazoa; Chordata; Actinopteri; Atheriniformes; Melanotaeniidae
Exons: 15
Coding region: 301-2313 (670 amino acids)
Molecular function (GO): guanyl-nucleotide exchange factor activity
Source: RefSeq, a predicted model, not a curated record